Messenger RNA from Astyanax mexicanus (Mexican tetra), 2767 nucleotides. RefSeq names its product ubiquitin specific peptidase 2b (gene usp2b). Gene Ontology annotation, molecular function: cysteine-type deubiquitinase activity. The transcript is spliced from 13 exons. NCBI's taxonomy places the organism in Eukaryota, Metazoa, Chordata, Actinopteri, Characiformes, Acestrorhamphidae. Gene Ontology annotation, cellular component: cytoplasm. The record is from RefSeq and is a predicted model, not a curated record. Bases 218 to 1774 code for a protein of 518 amino acids. Gene Ontology annotation, biological process: protein deubiquitination.
GAAAAUACCUCCAGCUGGCCGCGCGCGCUCCCGGUCCGCUGACAGCUCCGCGGCGGCGUGUGAGAGACUGAAGCUCGGGGUUCGGGCCGAACAGGACUGGGGGAGUCCCGCUUCCACUGCCGGAGCGCUCGGUGAGCGGGAGGAUGAACUGGAACUCGGGCGUCUCUCUACUGUGUGGCUAACUUCCCUCCCACCUGUCCUCCACCUCCUCUUCAUCAUGUCUCCAGUUUACUCCUCUCCCAAAUACAUCACCGGCUCCACCCUGCUCAGCCCUUACCGCCCCUAUGACCCAUACGACCCCACCCUGAGCUACAUCUCCCGCGGCCAGCCUCAGGCCUCCAGAUACUCGCCCUCUACCUCCCGCUACCUCACUACCGGCCCCUGCCUGGCCAGAGUGUCCCUCUCUCUACCCCAGGAGCCGGAGCGAGGCAGAGCCAUCCCCCGGGGCGACCCUCGGUCCACCCGCCGAAGUGAGAGCUCCAGCCGGAUGCAGGUGAAGGGUCCAGUGACUCUGCCGAAUGGCCCGAGAGGAUGCUUGCCUGCUCAGACUGGGUUUCCCACUACCUCACCCCUGUCAAGGUGGCGCCGGUCAGUCAGCCAGUCAGAUCUGGCCCAGGAGCUGGCCACAAUGGAACUGUGUGAGCACGGUGAGGGGGAGAGAAGAGCUUACCCAACCAGAGAGAAUGUAGGCACGGCACGUACAACCUGCUCAGGACCAUUCUACUGGAGCUCAGAGAAUUCCAAGAAUGCUCAGGGACUCGUGGGCCUGAGGAACCUGGGGAACACUUGUUUCAUGAACUCCAUCCUGCAGUGUCUAAGCAACACGCACGACCUGCGGGACUACUGUUUGCGGAACACACACCGCACCGACCUCAACAACAACUGCAGGGCCAAUGCAGCUCUUAUGGAGGAGUUUGCCAAGCUCACUCAGAUUCUCUGGACAUCAGCGAGCAAUGAAGCCAUCAGCCCCUCUGACUUCAAAACCCAAAUUCAGAAAUACGCCCCUCGUUUUGUGGGCUACAAUCAACAGGAUGCUCAGGAAUUCCUUCGCUUCCUCCUAGACGGGCUUCACAAUGAGGUGAACCGAGUUUCGGUCAGGCCCAGAGUGCCCGUAGAGGACUUUGACCACCUCUCGGAUGACGAGAAGGCUAAGAGAAUGUGGAACAAGUAUCUGGAGAGAGAAGACAGUAAAGUAGUAGAUCUGUUUGUGGGCCAGUUGAAGAGUUCACUGACCUGCAGUGAGUGCGGCUUCUGCUCCACCGUAUUCGAUCCGUUCUGGGAUCUGUCUCUACCUAUCGCCAAAAGCUCUGGGGAGGUGGCUCUGAUAGACUGCCUUCGGCUUUUCACUAAGGAAGAUGUGCUGGAUGGCAAUGAAAAACCAACAUGCCAAAGAUGUAAAGCAAGGCGAAAAUGCACGAAGAAAUUCUCCAUCCAGAAAUUCCCCAAAGUCCUCGUGCUUCACUUGAAACGCUUCUCUGAAGCUCGCGUCAAGACCGCCAAGCUGUCCACCUUCGUCAACUUUCCCAUCAAAGAGCUGGACCUGCGGGAAUUCGCCUCAGACAACAGCAUGAACGCCAUUUAUAACCUGUAUGCAGUGUCCAAUCACACGGGCACCACUCUGGGUGGUCAUUAUACUGCAUAUUGCCGCAAUCCAUCCACAGGAGAGUGGUACACGUACAACGACUCCAGGGUGAGUCCCAUGUCGUCCAGCCAGGUGCGCAGCAGUGAUGCCUACGUGCUGUUCUAUGAGCUCGCGCUGUCCUCGCGCAUGUGAUGAGAACAGUCCUCAUCUCGAUGUGAAGAUGGACAGAUAAGUCAGGGACAGGACAGUUACAGGACAGUAAAGGCUGGUGGCUAACAGAUAGCCUGUGCCCAGAGUGGCAGACUGACUUUAAAGUUGAUAGACAGAGGCUGAACUCUGGUCAAGACCUGAUCGUUUCUAAGAAGCCUGGGACUCAAUUUUCAAACAUGCUUCCGUAUAAGGGCUUCCCCGUCCCGUAAUGGAGACUACUGCUGCUGCUGCUGCUCAAGGGAUGGGGAUGAAAUACACACUCCUCCGAGGAAGAGAGAGAGAAACUGGAACACUACCUCUCAUAGCUGAGCAGGACUGUGUGUGUGUGUGUGUUUGUGUGUGUGUGUGUGUGUGUGAGUGUGUGUGUGUGUGUGUGUAACUCUAUGCACUACCUGGAGCUCACCAUUCCUCGGUUUGACUGUCGUUCUGACACUGCUAAUUUUUAUUUAUUAGUAUUGUUUGAAUGUUUUCCGUUUUGUUUAUUUGCUCAUAAAUAUUCAUCACAAGGGUGAGUGACCUUAAAAACCUUCACCCUGGCAAGAGGUGGUGGUGUGCAGGUGCCCCCUGGUGGAGAUUUACAGCUAAACCCUCAUCAGCAUCAUCAGCAGCUAACAACUUUUUUUUCCUACCCACAUUAUCUGUUUUGGUGACCACAGCAUUCAGCUUCAUUUGGAAAAGAGCUUUCACAGCACAAGAAGCCACCUGGUGUGUGUGCGUGUGUGUGUGUGUGUGUGUGUGUGUGUGUGUGUGAUUUUGUGUGUGCAUGAGAGAGAGAAUGAGCGAGAGACUUUAUUUAUGAAGUGCGAAUUGUGAAUGUAUGUACCUGAGUUGCAGUGUCUGUGGGCUCAGAAGUCCUAAUCAUGUGACUAAUACAGGACAAUUGGUCCAUUCAGCUCUGCAUAUCAAGUACGUCUGGCUUUUUUUAAAGUCACAUAGAUGUAAAUAUAAAUAAAUUAAUCAACCUAAACACUCUAA